This is a messenger RNA of Coniosporium apollinis CBS 100218, 4455 nucleotides long. RefSeq lists its product as uncharacterized. The transcript is spliced from 6 exons. The record is from RefSeq and is a predicted model, not a curated record. Bases 1 to 4455 code for a protein of 1484 amino acids. NCBI's taxonomy places the organism in Eukaryota, Fungi, Ascomycota, Dothideomycetes.
AUGUCGACGGGCGCCGGCGAGACGCAGCUCUCUGGAGACGGAGCAGGUCUCCCUCAAGACACUCCCGAGUCCACAUUUAGCCCGUCGCACCGUCUCUUUGUGAGACCGUCGUCCGCUGGAGAUGACCCAACUCAGCACUUCAAGUUUGGCAUGGCUCAGAAGCAACAUUUAGACUUCACCGGUAACCGCAAGGGGGCAGCUGCAGCACAGAUGCCAACCGUAGCAAGCAAGACAAAGACGGAACCUGCCCGCCCAGCCGCCACGGUCUCUCCGGAGGAGGAGGUCCCAAGAGAGCAGGAAUCAGGCGAUACACAUUCAGUGAUGGAGGCAGCAACUCCGAAUGAGGACUCCACGGUUUCUGCGCUACCUCCUAUGCCCAAUACCGUCCCAUCAACAUCCCACGAGGCGAAUAUCGAGCCGCCCCUUGAGCGUCGAAAGCGACCAAGGAAGAAGAAGAAGCCAUCACAGCUGCCGUCACAACCGCCGUUGUUGCAAGAGCCGGAGGAUACUGUACCGCCGCAGACAGAAACAGCAUCAGAGUUACCUAGAAGCACGGAUCACGAUACGACACGGGAUAUACCGUUCGACGUCCCUGUGCCUCACGACGUAGCGAAGGAGCCGCCCCGGCCUCGGACAGCGUUCGACAGUGAACCUUUUGACGCGGCUCUACAUCGCGUUUCCGACCGCGCGGUACCCGUCAAGGCUGUAAAGAGAACUAAGACGAACCCUGUACCACAGAGCUUUGUUGCAUCACUAAACCCCAGCACCUUCAAGAACACUGUUGCGGCUCCCGCUGCUUCGGCUUCUGACAGAAGGCCCGCACACAAGGCUCCAGUAUUGCAGAGUACAGCGACGGUCCCGUCCGGACCAGGUCAGCCGUCAAUCACUGAUAUGUUCCAGUGCUUGGGCUGGUUGGUCCAAGAAGAGCAACAGAAGCAGGCUCGGAUCGUUCAGGCCCAGCAAGCGCUACAGCAACGGGAACUUACAAGCAUCGAAGCCGCGAAGCAAGCUGUGGAAGCAGAGCUGGCUCGCUCAAAGCAAGCGAACCAGGAUCUUGCCAUCAAGCUGCAGCAGUCUGAGGACAAGAUCAACCGCUACAAUGAAAGAGUCUCUGGGUUACAGAAGUUUGUUAGUGGACUCGGUAAUGAUCUUCAUAAGCUACAGAUCGAGAGCAAAGACUUCCAGCGCCAAUGCACCGACUUGGUAAUCGAGAGUGGCGAGCAGCAUGUUGAACGAGAACGGCUCGGGGAGGACAUCGCUGCAUGCUUCAGAAAAUCGGCUCAAAUGAGGAAAGCUAUCAAAGAGACGGCUUCCGAAACCGCCAUCUGCAUUCGGGGUCUUGAGCAGUCCAAAGGCUUUCUUGAGAAACAGCUGAAUGAGAAGGUUGGUGUGCUCGUUGAAGAGCGGGACAGACGGGUGGCAUUGGAGAAGCAACUGCAGACUACCGUCGACAGCCAAGAGGCCAUCAGAGUGCUGAUUGGCCGAAGUGAGAACCACUUGCUUGACCGACUUUUUCAGCUUGCAGGAGACAUUGAAGAGGGACACAGCAAGCUUGCAGAGAGCGGGGAGCAAAUUGGAAGCCGGCUUAGUGAGUGCCUGACGACAAUACAAGAGCUCAAGCGUCCAGAUUCGACAGCUGCGCACGACAUGCAACGGAUGCAAGAGUUCAUUACUCACUUGACAUUACAGUUUGACAAGUGUGUGACCUCCAUCAAAGACAUGCGUCUGGAUGCAGACUCGGCCAGGAAGUCCGAGGGCCAGAACUUGGCCGAACAACUCCAGGAAUUGAAGUCCGAACUCGAUGUGUCCCAGUCAUUGCGCGCUCAGCUGGAUGCAUUGCGCGAGUCACACUCCACUCUCGUAGCUAGUGCAGCUUCUAGAGAUGCCAGAAUGUCCGAUUUGCAGGAGCAACUGAGAAACCUACUGUCAGCCGAGAACUCUUACAAGAACAGGAUUUCUGACCUUGAAGCGGAGAUUCUCCGUCUCAAGACCUUACUGCUGGUUGACGGGGACGUUGAUGGGAUUUCGCGGCUCAUUGAAGUUGAAUCUCAGGCUGCGCGCCUUCGCAACGAACUGGAGACUGCGCGGGCGGAGCUGCAUAGCGGCGCGGAGAAGCUGCGUACCAGCGUCGAGGGUGAAGACAACCUCCGCAUACAGCUUGCGAAGCUCCAGAGCGAUUGCAAUGAUGCCAAGAAAAAGGCCACGGAGGCCAUCGCAGAGAUGGCUGAAUACGAACGCAAGGCAACCGAACGUCUAAACGACAUGCGCAGGAGCCUUUCGAAGGAAGCCAAGCGCCUACGUCAAGAAGACAUCGCCGACUACGAGAACAAGCUUCACCAGGCCAACAAAAAGAAGAGUGAUCUCGAGGCGUCGCUCAAAGAGGCCUCGUCGGCUCUCUUGUCGGAGCGAGAGAGGUUGCAAGAGCUCGAAAUUCAGUGCCGUUCAAAAGACGCCCAAAUAACUGCGCUGCUACAUGCGUGCACUGUUAGCGAUACCACGAUUAAAGAGCUUCAACACUUCAUCGACACUACUGGUCUAUCAAAAGAAGAUAGUGAAUGGAUCAACGGGGAAUUGAAGCGACUGAAGGAGCAGUCACAGGCUAAGGAUCUUGAGAUCAAUCUCCUGAAAGGCGAGCAAGCAGCAAACCUGAGCAAGAUCGGUACGCUCCAUGGAAGUCUGGAUCAAGCGGAGACUGCGAAGCGCUCCGCUGAAGCUGCUGCGCUCGAGUUACAAGAGGAAGCCGAUGCGGCACUUCACGAGAGUAGCGAGGCUACCAGCAAAGAGCUUCAGCGCCACCGCGAGUUACUGCAAGCGGCUGGUGACGCUAGGAAGCAAGCCGAAACUGCUCUUGAGCGAAGUCGUGAAAAAGCAGAAGCUGCCGUAAAAGAGCUUCAGAAGCGGUGCGUACGAGAGAAGGAAGACCUGCAUCAGCAGCUUGCUCAAGCCGAACACACGAAAAAGGAGAUCGAGCUCAAAUACCAAGAAGUCCGCCGUGACGCCGAGGAAGCCUUGAAGAAGCAGCAAGAGAAGACCCGCGGCGACAUUGGAGAGCUACAGCGACGCCUCCACGAAGCAGAAGCGGCCACCGAGCGCCUUCGUAGAGCAGAUCAAGACGAACUCGAACGCCAGAAGGCAGCGGGCCAGCGUCUUCUCAGUGUUGCCGAGGAACGCGCAUUGCAGGCCGAAACUGAACUAGAUGAGCUGCGCAGCAACUUGAGGGCCCAGAUUGAGCGGCAGCCAGCCCCAGUUAGCGUGUCGAAGUACCAUGAUGCUAAUGACAGCCAGAACGCGCAAAGCUCAUUAGGCGGAGAGAUAGCGAACAAUGCGUCCUACGCAUCGCAAAGCCGUGUUGACCGACCCGGUACUGCACGUGUCGUGGAGACUCCUCCAGCUGGUGUAGAGUCUCAGCAUUUCAAGAAGCCACGGCGGAAGGUAGAUCGACACAGCAACUCGGUGGUAAGCCUUGAGCGCAAACUGCAGGGUAAAGCAAAGCAGCCCUCGCAAUUGGGCUUCGCAGAUCUUGUGCCGCUGGAGAGCGAGGAUUCCCAAACCAUGUCGGUCUCACAAGACGUAGUACCGGAGACGCUGCCAAAAUCCCGCCCGACAAUCAGUUUCGCUCAAUUCAACGAGAGCCUCGGAAAGUCGCCCCCAGGCUCUCAGACGAGCUCGUCGUCUGCGCUAUCUGAGUUGGAAAACAUUCGUACACCAAGCGAGCUGGCUAUGCACCAAAGCCAGCGUGAGAAGCCUGCUGUACCUGCCGCACAGCGUGUAUUGCAAGAGUUACCGAUUGAGACCGCAUCUCAGCGCCACACGAACGGAACUCUCAACGAGCAACACGAGGCGUCGAGCAGCACCGGUCUAGUUGUGGCGGACGAGUACGAGGACGAUCCUUUCUUCUCAUUUACUCGGCCGAAGUCUCAAGCCAACAUGGCUUCACGCAUGGCGCCCAACAAUCAGAACCUUUUCAUGCGUCAGCUGCCUAGCCUCGUCGAAGAGCAUUCUGCAUCUACGAUCCUCGCUCGUAGCUCUCAGCAUACGCCACAGCAGUUCGGUAUAUCUCGAUCCAUACCCAAGUCCGGCGGUUCAAGCUCGCCGCCAUUCGUUCAGCAGGAGCCCAGGUCAACACACAAAGUCAAAACCUACCACCAACCGUCGUCUCGGCCGCAAUCGGCCGCAAAGAGCCCUGCAGCUGAGCCUGGCGUGAAGCGUCGUGCAUCUAACAAUCUGGAGCCUUCCAGCAGCAAGCGCGCAAAGACUCCUAUGCCUGCUACUCCUCGUAACAUCAACACUAGCAUUCCCGGAUCGCAGCCAUCCUCGGCUCAUCCGCUGGGAUCAAGUCGAAUCCGAUCUUCGCAGGUCGGUUAUAGCAGCUCCGCUAAAUCCGGUCGGCGGAAGUCGGCCAGCAAAGGUGUGUCAAGCCAUACACCCAGUCUACAACCAUAUCCUAAUCGUUGA